Clupea harengus (Atlantic herring) is the source of this 1525-nucleotide messenger RNA. It is a transcript of the gene aga, whose product is annotated as aspartylglucosaminidase. Gene Ontology annotation, biological process: protein deglycosylation. Gene Ontology annotation, cellular component: lysosome; cytoplasm. NCBI's taxonomy places the organism in Eukaryota, Metazoa, Chordata, Actinopteri, Clupeiformes, Clupeidae. The record is from RefSeq and is a predicted model, not a curated record. Gene Ontology annotation, molecular function: N4-(beta-N-acetylglucosaminyl)-L-asparaginase activity.
UGUUCAGUCAUGUGACAAAAGUAGGAAGUUGUGAAACAGGUAGAAUUGCCAGGUCCAUGCAGCUCUGCAGAUAUCUUCUCAUUUAGUACAUUUUUCUACUUCUUUUAUGUCUAUGUUUGCAGUCAUGCCCUACAGAUAAAGGAGACCUUUGGAAAUGUACCAUAUACAUUUGUUUAUCCUGUCUUUAUCUGCGUCGCCCUUUGUUGAAGCUUCACUCCCGCUAGUCAUAAACACUUGGCCAUUCCGAGAUGCGACUGCAGCAGCGUGGAGCGCCCUGCAGAGGGGAGCGAGUGCGCUGGACGCGGUGGAGCAGGGCUGCAUGACCUGUGAGUGGGAGCAGUGCGACGGCAGCGUGGGCUACGGAGGGAGUCCUGACGAGAACGGAGAGACCACGCUGGACGCCAUGAUCAUGAACGGAGAUACUAUGGAGGUGGGUGCGGUGGCAGACCUGCGCAGGAUCAAGAACGCCAUCAGCGUAGCACGAGCUGUGAUGGAACACACCACACACACGCUGCUGGCAGGGGAGUCAGCGGCUUUAUUUGCACAGAAUAUGGGUUUCAAAGCCGAAGACCUCACGACCAACACGUCCCAGAGUAUAUUCGCCAAAUGGCUGGGUCAGAACUGCCAGCCUAACUACAGGAAGAACGUGUCUCCUGAUUCCAGAACAUCCUGUGGGCCCUACAAACCCAGCCCUGGGGCGCAGAGGACAGAUCAACAGAACCACACCAGACUGGACAUCCACUCACACGAUACCAUUGGAAUGAUUGUGAUUGGUCGCCAUGGAAACGUGGCAGCUGGAACGUCGACCAAUGGAGCGAAGCACAAAGUACCCGGUCGAGUGGGGGACUCUCCCAUCGCUGGUGCAGGAUCAUAUGCAGACAGCACAGUGGGAGGAGCAGCUGCCACGGGCGACGGCGAUGUGAUGAUGCGUUUCCUUCCCAGCUUCCUUGCGGUUGAGCUGAUGAGGAGCGGAAUGGAGCCGUCCAUCGCGUGUAAAACAGCCCUGACAAGAAUCAAGACACACUACCCAUGGUUCUUUGGGGCCCUUAUCUGUGCCAACAUCAAAGGGGAAUAUGGUGCAGCCUGUAACCGUGUGGCUGGAUUUAGUCAAUUCUCCUACAUGGUGUCCGACCCCUUGACCAACGAGCCCCUCCUGAAGAAGGUGGACUGCUUCUAAUGACCCAAAUGCACAGUGGGUGGCUCAUCUUAGUUGCGUGUCGCACUGUUAAAUAACUAUGUUGAUUUUUAAUGAAGUUGUGAAAAUUGUGUAAUUGCACUGAGCCCCUGAAGUCCCAUAAGGAGAUCUUUUUUUUUUAUCUUGUGCGCAUUAUCACCAUACAGGACUUUUUACUAACACAAUUUAAAAGAAAAGAAAAUGUAGGCUUUUUAAAAACAAACCUUUGAGCACAUUUGUAUGUUAUUAUGUAAAUGCAGUGUUAUGAUCAAGAUGUAUAAUGGUAACAACAUAUUUCUGUGGGUGUAGCAGUCAGUCAAUGCAAAAAUAAACGAAUGUGUUCAAACUGUU